AUGUCGAACCUUACCUGGGUUAGCUACAAGCCCAUUAAUGACGUCGAGUCGCCUAACGGUUACCGCCCUGGAGGAUACCAUCCCGUUCGAAUCUGUGAUCAGCUUCAUGACAGAUACACAAUCAUCGACAAGCUGGGUUUCGGUUCGUAUGCAACAGUAUGGCUGGCAAUAGACCAUGUCACCGACUCCUAUGUGGAGACACUCCGAAAACUUCACGAACUAGGAUCCCAGGACCAGACAGCUCGUGGAAAGCUACUCAUCCCGCCCGUUUUGGACGACUUCACAGUGGCCGGACCGAACGGUCUUCAUCCAUGUUUGGUAACGGUUCCGGCAGGGAUCAGUGUAAGAGAUGCAAAGGACGACUGUCUGCAUCUGUAUGAGCGGGUGUUCCAGCCAUCCGUAGGUCGAGCCAUUAUCGCCCAACUGGUGCACGCCAUCGUUUUUCUGCACUCCAAUGGGGUCGUACAUGGUGAUCUACAUUAUGGGAAUAUACUGUUCCAGCUCCCCGAGAGCUUCCGCAACCUCACUUUAGAGCAGUACUACGAAAAGUACGGAUGCCCUUGGGAGGAACGAAUGGAACGAGUGGAACGCCGUAAUGGCCAGCCCCUUCCGGAGGGAGUCCCAUUCUACGCUGUGAUCCCUGCCCCAACCACAGUGGCCCUAGGUCAGGAGAUAUCUUUCUCAGAGGCUCAGAUCCUGCUCACGGAUUUCGGCGAAUCCUACAUGCCUCAAGUGGAAUCACGGUAUGCAUCCGGGACGCCGAAAUAUCUUCACCCCCCGGAGCUCUACUUUUCGACCGCCGAACCGCUAUCGUUUCCUGCUGAUAUCUGGGCGCUUGCCGUCGCCAUCUGGGGAACUGUUGGUGCGUAUGAACUAUUUAGUACACGGCGGGUCACGACGGACGAAUGGAUUCAAGAGCGUGUGGUAAUACUUGGACCCAUGCCGUCAGACUGGUGGCAGAAGUGGAGGACGCGAAUGAUCUGGUUCGAUGAAAGAGGAGCAAUGAGAGGCGAAAGCAAAUUCAAAGGGUGGGCGGAAUUGUUCGACUUCUGCAUUCAGAGGCCCAGGGAAGAGCUUGGCAUACCACUGGAAGAGGAUGAGAAAACCGCACUCGAGGAGCUGCUCAGAUCUAUGCUCGCUUGGAAGCCAGAAGAGGGGCCCACUGCAUUGCAGGUCCUCGAGUCGGAAUGGAUGAGGAAAUGGGCCCUACCCGACCUGGAAAGAAUGGAUGCGCAGCUGAGACAUUCUACGACUGAGGGGAAGGGAGUUGGAGAAGAGAAGCCUAAAAAGAUCAACUGGGAAACGUUCUGCUUUGAAAUGAUUGAGGCGCAGAUACAGUCUUUCGUUGAAGUCGAAGACUAG
Messenger RNA from Westerdykella ornata, 1362 nucleotides. RefSeq names its product kinase-like protein. Gene Ontology annotation, molecular function: protein kinase activity; ATP binding. Gene Ontology annotation, biological process: regulation of mRNA processing; protein phosphorylation; spliceosomal complex assembly. The coding region runs from base 1 to 1362 and encodes 453 amino acids. The record is from RefSeq and is a predicted model, not a curated record. The transcript has 3 exons. Lineage: Eukaryota; Fungi; Ascomycota; Dothideomycetes; Pleosporales; Sporormiaceae.